AUGGUCCGGUUCGAGACAGGCGAUGAGCAAAGCCACUCAAAGUUCUUCACCAAGCUUUACCCCGAGAUCAAGCGUGAGAUAUUUCUCCAUCUCUUUGGCUCUCGCCAUGUGCAUUUAAUGUUCGUCAAAGGCCGCGCCUUGGACGACGGCAAGAAGUUUUGGAGACACGGCCAUCCGCCUCUCACACAUUUGGGCUGGCUGCACUGCGUGUGUAGGUCUGGGGCGAAACUUCUUCCCCAUAAGCACCACGAGGAAUGUCACAAGUGGAGAUUUUUGUCGACUAACAUCCUGUGGACUUGCAAGAGGGCCUACGAAGAGGGCAUCGACCUUCUCUACAGCACAAACACCUUUCUUUUCCAGGAUCCGAUCGACCUUGUCAACUUCAACACCAUAGCUACCGAUCAUGUGCGCUAUCUUCGCUUCCUGGAACUUCAAAUGUCCCUCUAUGAACCAGAGACAUGGCGAAAGGAGACUGAUGCUUUCAGGCUCGUGACUUCGACGCUACUUGAGUGGGACAGCUGGUACUCCCUCAGGCGGGUAAAGAUCCGUGUGGUCGAUGAGAUGGAAGACCCUGUUCCCAAGAAGCAGAAGCAAAAGGCGCGAAAGGAAUCCCAGAGGGAGUUUGGCCGUGCUGUAAGGGCGCUCGCGGAGAAAUUCAGCGUCGAGGUGAUCUUGGGUGACAAGGGCGACAAGGAGAUUAUCCAGCCGCGUUUGCUGGAUAAGCCCGGGCUCACAUUUGUCAAUGCUAGUGAGCAUUUUACGGGUCGGCGGGGAAACGAGGACCAAGAGAUUGACUCGGAUGAUGGUGACGCUUUUCACCACGUCAUUAGUCGCGUCUUCUGGGCCGGAAGAUGA
Fusarium vanettenii 77-13-4 is the source of this 855-nucleotide messenger RNA. RefSeq lists its product as uncharacterized. The transcript is spliced from 2 exons. Bases 1 to 855 code for a protein of 284 amino acids. NCBI's taxonomy places the organism in Eukaryota, Fungi, Ascomycota, Sordariomycetes, Hypocreales, Nectriaceae. The record is from RefSeq and is a predicted model, not a curated record.